Pomacea canaliculata is the source of this 1499-nucleotide messenger RNA. Its product is annotated as transmembrane protein 220-like. NCBI's taxonomy places the organism in Eukaryota, Metazoa, Mollusca, Gastropoda, Architaenioglossa, Ampullariidae. Bases 107 to 736 code for a protein of 209 amino acids. The record is from RefSeq and is a predicted model, not a curated record. The transcript has 7 exons.
GACAGUACGCGUGUCUAGACCACAACAAAUGCUGUCAUUCGACACUUAUUGACUUUCAAGUUAAGAGAUUGCUCUGAAGGGAGAGCACUGUGAUACACAUACAAAUAUGACUUCUGCUACUGCGUCUUCAUUUGCGAAGACCAUGGCAACACAUCCUGAACUGUCAACAAAAAACAAGUCUGUCACCUCGCACUGGUUCCUUGUAUGGCGAGGAAUCUCACUGUUUAUGACAGUAUUUUUCCUCCUGGCCUCGGCAGUCAAUAUUAAUGAUGGAGAUUGGUACAUAUGGGUUCCAAUAUACCUUAUUCCAGCUGUACUUGCCAGUGCAAUCGUGAUUAGGCCAGAUGUUCAUGAAAAUAGAGUGUGGAGCACUUUGGCUGUGAUCCAUUUUGCAUUUUGCCUGGCUUACACAGUUUAUCAGGUGGUCCUUUUGAUAGAGGCUAUCACAGGGGAACUGAAAAACCCCUUAGAACAUGAAGAAGGCCGGGAAAUGGCAGGCCUUUUGAUAAUUAUGGCUUGGCUUGGAAUUUGCAGAUUUACAAACCUUGGAAGGCCAGAUGGUGCUGUUUCCAAUCGUAGUCUGAUGAAUGCACUGCUUCUGCUAACGGUCAUGCUGGCUGUAAUUCCACUGGGUAUUUGGUCUCUCUGCUUCGUCCAUGACUGGCACACAAAACUUGGACAUUGCAAGGGCAUGUUUCAAGAAUUCAGUGACUUUGAGAAGUCAAAAGAGCUGUAGUUGGCUUGCUGAGCCCCAAAUAAAGAAUGCUUCCCAAAUACAUAUCCACUUUUUGAAGAUUUUUUUGACAGUAUUUUGUUUGCACUGCUUGUAUAUUCUGUUUUAUCAGCAUAAGAAGCAAGUAUACCUACUUGUCGAAAAGGUGUUAUUGUUUCUUGUUGACUGUCACUGCUGUUUCAUUCAUGCAUUUCUAAAAAUCUUUUAUGCGAUUUUCUUUCUCUUGGUCUACUAUUCUAAAACAUAAUGAUGAACGAACAAUUUUCAGUUGUUGAAUUCUUAAGUUAAAUGUCUCUUUCUUUGAAACUUGAGUCUAGUCCUUGUUUACAUAUCAAAAUUACUGUUUGUGUUCCACUGCAUCGUAUAUUCCAUGGAUAACAUUUUAAUAUUCUCAUUUAUGAUGUGAUUAAAUGUUUUUAACUUUUAACUUAUGUUUUUGCUGACUUUAUACAAUUUUAACUUCCAAAAGAAGCUUUAUCAUUGUACACAAAGUCAAGGUUUCAUGUGCAAUAUGCUGAAAUAUACUUGUCCAUUAAAAAACUGUGAAGUGUUGUAAUAACAUACUUCAGAGGCUUUUGAUAUUACCAUCGUCUUUAUCUCUUGAUUUAAUCUUAUGGCUUCGGAUAUUCUUUGUUCAGAAAAAUUUGAAUUAAUACUUACAAAUAAGCAUGCUUACAAAGGGCAUUUGUUCAACAAAAUCCAAAAGGUUGUGAUAUUUUGCCAUAAAUGUUUUCAUUAUAUAAUCCCAAUAAAAUUUAAUCAUGCA